AUGACCAUCCCCGCCAUCAGGGUAGCUCCCUCGGCUGCCAAUAGAGCAGUAUCUCUUCUCCGCACCAUCCAAUUCACCCAUCCACCCAAUUGCCCCUGCCACACCAACCCCGGUCACCACCAUCACCACCAACGACAACAAAUAAGCCUUGCCAACAAUGUACGUCGACACCUCGCUACUCCCACCGACCCUUCGCAGCAGAAGGAGUAUGCCUUUGAGAUGGCUGCGUCCAGUAUCCGAUUCGGACCUGGUUCCACCAAAGAAGUCGGUAUGGACUUUAAGAACAUGGGCGCAAAGAGAGUCUGUAUCGUGACGGAUACGAAUGUGGCUCAAUUAGAUGCUAUGAAGCAGGCUACUGAAGGCUUGGCGAGGGAGGGUAUCGAAUUUACCGUGUUUGAUAAAGUCCGCACUGAGCCAAAGGAUAGUUCGAUCAAGGAAGCCAUUGCUUUUGCUAAGCCAUAUAAUCCUGAUGCAUUCCUAGCCGUUGGCGGUGGUUCUGUCAUCGAUACCGCCAAAUUAAUGAAUCUCUAUACCGUCUUCCACGACGCCGACUUCCUAGACUUUGUCAACGCCCCCCUCGGCAAAGGUCUCCCCAUCACCAAGCCCUUGAAGCCACUUGUAGCCGUUCCCACCACGGCAGGAACCGGCUCCGAAACCACGGGCACAGCCAUCUUCGACCUCGUAUCCAAGAAGGCCAAAACGGGCGUUGCUCAUCGUGCCCUCAAGCCUACCUUGGGAAUUUGCGACCCCCUCAACACUCGCACCAUGCCCAGCGCUGUCCAUGCUUCUUCCGGCCUCGAUGUCCUCUGCCACUCCCUCGAAUCAUACACCGCUAUCCCAUACUACGAGCGCAAACCCCGCCCCACAAACCCGAUUAACCGUCCUGCCUAUCAAGGCGCAAACCCUAUAUCAGAUAUAUUUUCCUUGAACGCUCUGCGUAGCACCGUUAAAUAUCUCCCCCGCGCUGUCAGGGAUCCAGAGGACUUCGAAGCCCAGGAACAAAUGCUUCUUGCCGCGACACUUGCGGGUGUCGGAUUCGGUAACGCUGGUGUCCAUUUGUGUCAUGGCAUGAGUUACCCCAUCUCCGGCCAGAACCCGGGCUACAAACACGCUGGCUAUGCCGUCGACCACCCCAUCAUCCCACACGGAGUUUCAGUCGCCGUCACCGCACCGGCCGUAUUCAAAUUCACCGGCGCCUCCAACCCGGAUCGUCACCUCGAAGCCGCCGAGGCGUUUGGCGUCGACAUCUCGAACGUCAAGCGCGAAAGUGCCGGUGAAGUUCUUGGCGAAGCAAUUGCGAAAUUCUUGAUUGGUCUAGGUGAUCAACCGCGCGGAUUGAAGCAUCUGGGUUUCAGUUCGGGUGAUAUUGAUGGGUUGGUGGAAGGGACGCUUCCGCAGAAGAGGGUGUUGAUGUUGGCGCCUAGUUUGAGUGAGGAGUUGAAUGCUGAGAAGGAGGAGUUGAGGGCUUUGUUCGAGGAGUCGAUGGAGUAUUAG
Molecule: messenger RNA, 1494 nt
Organism: Talaromyces marneffei
Lineage: Eukaryota; Fungi; Ascomycota; Eurotiomycetes; Eurotiales; Trichocomaceae
Exons: 3
Coding region: 1-1494 (497 amino acids)
Cellular component (GO): mitochondrion
Molecular function (GO): alcohol dehydrogenase (NAD+) activity; metal ion binding
Source: RefSeq, a predicted model, not a curated record